This is a messenger RNA of Otolemur garnettii (small-eared galago), 696 nucleotides long. RefSeq names its product tumor suppressor candidate 1 (gene TUSC1). The record is from RefSeq and is a predicted model, not a curated record. NCBI's taxonomy places the organism in Eukaryota, Metazoa, Chordata, Mammalia, Primates, Galagidae. The transcript has a single exon. Bases 6 to 620 code for a protein of 204 amino acids.
GGAGGAUGUGGCGCAUGCGUGGUGGCGCCACCAGGCGCGGGAGUUGCGGCGGCGGGGACGGCGGCGGGGACAGCCGCGGGCCUGGCAGCCCGGGCCGGGUUCGUGGGGGCGGCGGCGGCGGCGUGGGCUGGCGAGGCCGCGCGGGCGGCGCCCGACAGCAGCUGGAGGAGCGGUUUGCCGACCUGGCAGCGAGCCACCUGGAGGCCAUCCGUGCGCGGGACGAGCGGGAGCGGCAGAACGCGCGGCUGCGCGAGGAGAACGCCCGGCUGCGGCUGGAGAACCGGAGGCUGAAGCGCGAGAACCGCAGCCUCUUCCGUCAGGCUCUGCGGGUUCCCGGCGAAGACGCCGACGGGGCGCCCGCGGAGGUGAAGCCGGGCUCCGAGGACGUCGGCACGAACCACAGGGCGAGAGGCAGUGACCGCGAGGACGAGCCGGGCAGCCCCCGGGCCCUGCGGGCCCGGCUUGAGAAGCUGGAGGCCAUGUACCGCCGGGCCCUGCUGCAGCUGCACCUCGAGCAGCGGGGGCCGCGCCCGCGUGGGGACAAGGAGGAGCAGCCCUUGCGGGAGCCUGACUCGGGCCUCUGCGGCCGGGACCCAGAGCCCGCCGGGCCCUGUUUGUAGCGGAGGCCGCAGCCGGGAGAGGCGGGGCCUCGCGCUGCCCCUCCCCCUCCGCCCCGCGGCUCCCCACGUCGCGGCG